This is a messenger RNA of Rotaria sp. Silwood1, 339 nucleotides long. The record is from the annotation of a GenBank genome assembly. NCBI's taxonomy places the organism in Eukaryota, Metazoa, Rotifera, Eurotatoria, Philodinida, Philodinidae.
AUGGCUUAUAUUAUUGAUUUUGAGCUAGCAAAUGUUGUGAUUGCACCGGCUAACAUGUCUGGAAAUUCUGUGGUUAUUAGACGCGAUGAUAUUUAUUCUGCAGAAGACAGUCCAUUCUGUGAAACAUUUUUACUUAAUCAUUAUCUUCUUCACCCUCAACAUGUACUUGAUUAUAUAGCAAAUCAGAAACAUAAAGAUGCAUUAACAGAAUUUCGUCAUGAUGUUUCGUUUAGUUCAACUUUACAUGAAUCUAUUAGUAAAUAUUUCGACACUGAGUGGCCUGAAGGUGAAGAAACGUGGUUAAUUCAUGAUGAAGUUCCACAGCGAAAGAAAGAAUAA